AUGUCUGCCAUUAUUAACAAGGCCACUGGUUUCGUGAACUCUGCUGUUGCCAAGUCCACUCAGCUCGCUAACUGCGCCGUCUACUGGGGUAAGGUUGGUGCCGAGGUUGUCAAGGUUGUCUACAAGGCUGAAGGAUUGGCUCCACCAUCCCAGGCUCAGUUCCAGAAGACCUACCAGUCGUGGUUCAAUGUUUUGAAGACUCCAACUGAACAAAAGGCUUUGCUUAAGAAGCUCUCCUCUGUGGAGGCUAACAAGGCCACUGCUGCCAAGGUGGCCAUCUACGGUGUCCAGGCAUUGGCUUUCUUCUCUGUUGGUGAAGUCAUUGGUAGAAGAUCUCUCUUUGGCUACCCAUCGGUGGGCCACGCCGAGCACCACUAG
Molecule: messenger RNA, 378 nt
Organism: Sungouiella intermedia
Lineage: Eukaryota; Fungi; Ascomycota; Pichiomycetes; Serinales; Metschnikowiaceae
Source: the annotation of a GenBank genome assembly